This is a messenger RNA of Vanrija pseudolonga, 1184 nucleotides long. RefSeq names its product Protein IMPACT (gene yih1). NCBI's taxonomy places the organism in Eukaryota, Fungi, Basidiomycota, Tremellomycetes, Trichosporonales, Trichosporonaceae. The transcript has 5 exons. Gene Ontology annotation, cellular component: cytoplasm. The record is from RefSeq and is a predicted model, not a curated record. The coding region runs from base 153 to 1184 and encodes 343 amino acids. Gene Ontology annotation, biological process: regulation of translational initiation; GCN2-mediated signaling. Gene Ontology annotation, molecular function: protein binding.
CCCUCCUAAGGCGCGUAGUCACGGCAAUCAAAGUACGACCCAGUCGGCCGCUCGCCCCGCUCUUCCGCUCCGAGAUUGCGUCUGUGCUCCCACCGGCACCAGGCCUCCCCGCCGCCCCCACCCAACUUGACCCCCAUCCCUCCCUUCUCGCAAUGGCCUCGAUCCCCCCGUCGCGCGCACACACGCCAGACGCGAUCGACGCCGACCUCGAAGCCGCUAAGCUCGAGAGCCUCAUCGACUCGCUCUCAGUGUCAGACGACACAAACACCGCCGCCCUCGCAGACGAGCUCGGCGCCCUGCACUCCAUCUAUCCUGGCACCUUGCGCCUGCUGGAGAGCGACGGCAGAAUACGCUUCGAGAUCGCCCUCCCAGCCUGGGAGGGCAGCCUCACCGGCGCCGUGGGCGAGGACGAGCCGCCCACCUUGCGCGUAUUGGUGACCCUGCGACCAGGAUAUCCGGCGAGCGUCGCGCCGCAGCUGCAGCUGUUGGGGCUUUAUCUGGGGUCGUACCCCAUCGACGCGGGGCUGUUCGGCGACGUGACGAGAACGUACAUCACGUCCGCCGGCGUGCCCUUCACCCCCGGCGACGUGUGCGUCUUCGACGGGCUCGUGUAUGUCCAGGGACUAGCGGGGGCAUGGUACGCUGAGCGGCUGGCGAGUGCAGAGGCGCACGCCGGCGGCGACGACGGCACGCAAAGCCAGCAACAGCGGGCCGCCGCCGCAGCCCUCGCGGCGCUCGCGCUCGAUACCCGCCCCCUGCCAAACAUUACCUCGUCCGAGCCGAUUACCGACCGCAAAUCCGCGUUCGUGGGCCACGCGGCGCGCAUUCUCGACGAGCGCGACGUCGCGGCUGUCGUGCAGCACCUGCUCCAAGACCGCAAGAUUGCGCGCGCGGCCCACCCGACGAUUUACGCUUAUCGCAUCGUGCGCGACGUCGGGGGUGUCGCGGGCAAGGUUGUCGAGGCUGACUAUGACGACGACGGCGAAACCCAGGCCGGGUCACGCCUCAAGCACCUCCUCGAAAUCCUCGAGCUCGACAACGUCCUCGUCGUCGUCACCCGCUGGUUUGGCGGCAUCCACCUCGGCCCAGACCGCUUCAAGCAUAUCAACCAGGCCGCCCGGGACGCCCUCGAGGCGGCCAAGCUCCUCGACGAGCCAGUCGCCAAGGGCCGCAGGAAAAAGUAG